CGAUAUUACUUUUUAAAUUUGCAGCAUCCGUCUCCUCUUCCUUUCUCUCUCAUCAUCUCUCCCCACUUCCUUGUCUCUACCCUCACGCUUCUUCAAUCAUUUCCUUCAGCCUUGUGCCGGCACCUCCUCUUCAUCUUUCUCUUCUCACUCUCUCACUGCCUCUGCAACCUCUAACCUCCCUUCUACAAAGAUGAAUAGAUGACAAUCUUUUACCUCCUCCUCCUCAUAUUUGAAACAAAGCAACCAACAACGGAAACAUAAAACAUGUUCAAAACCAACGAAGGAACAGGUCAAUGAGGGAAUGGAAGAAUGCUGAUGGUGGUGUGGUCGCCAAAUUUGAGAAAAGUGGGUGUAUAUGACAUCGAUGAUAGGUGGGGAUGAGGUUAAUGGUGAUGCUCUGUCCGAAGAGGCCGAAGUCGUUGGUGCUCGGAUUCGCAGAGAUCUAGAAGGACAAAAGAGGAAGAAGGAAGCUUUUAAUUUAGGUGAGGAAAGAAGGGGGGGAUUGCAGAGAGGAGGAGGAAGUGGAAUUAAGGUUGACACCGGCAAUGACGGUGAUUCUGGUGAAGGUAAAGGAGAGAGAGAGGGCAACGAUGAAUCAUCCGUGAAGAGAGAGAAAGGAAGAGAAGAGGAGGGAGAUACCACAUCAGCAUGUAGGUGGGCCUCACCAUCUAAAAUGUAAAACUUGCUAGCAUUUACACAUGGACAAUUGAUCUAAAUGUUAGGUUGCUUCAACUUUGAUCAAAUUGCAGGUAAGGACUAAGCAAGACUGUUCAUAGCUUUUUUAAUUUGGAAAAAUUAC
Messenger RNA from Prosopis cineraria, 799 nucleotides. RefSeq lists its product as uncharacterized. The transcript has 2 exons. The coding region runs from base 356 to 679 and encodes 107 amino acids. The record is from RefSeq and is a predicted model, not a curated record. Lineage: Eukaryota; Viridiplantae; Streptophyta; Magnoliopsida; Fabales; Fabaceae.